AUGCAGGAGCUACGUGGAGCACUCUGUCUGGCCGACAGAACACCAAAUUCAGAAAAAAUCCCGCAGCUUCGGAUACGCGCAUUAGUGUUACGGCUGUUUUUGUCUCAGCCUGAUGCGUUUCCUAUAGAUUACAUCGUAGUUGUGUGCUCUUGCAACAUCCUCUACCUUUACAUCUGGUCAGACACAAGGACUACAGUUUUGAACGCAGUUACUCUAGGUUCAAAGUUUUGUUUCGACAGCACCUCAGUGUCAACAUCUAAGAAGGGAGAGGAGAAAAAGGUGAUAAAAACACGUCCUUAUCAAGCUCAAGCAUACCUUACCUUAUUGAGUCUGGAGCAUAUCCAGCAGCGAGUUUGGAUGAAGGAGCAGAAUGGCAAGCGAAUCGAUGAGUUUGAGGAUAUGACCGGCUACGACUCCUUUCGUUUCGACAUGCAGACGAAAAGUACGAGGGACGAUGGACAUUAUUACUGCAUCCAGAUGCAAUCGAACCGCGAGUCUAAAAGCAGAUCGGUUUCGGGCAAACCUAAAUCACAUUCGUACUGCGAUGUCCAAAUCCACGAGAACGCUACGCCUUCACCCACUGUCUUCCUCGAUGCAUGUUGGUCGUCGGCGGCGCAGAACGACAAACAAACUCCGGGAACAAGUAAACCAAAGACGAUGACUGUCAUCAUCCGCGCAGAUAAUACAUGGAUAAAUCUAGAUACAAGCGAGGUUGGUUAUGACGAGGAGGCUGAGAUGCAGAGUAAGAAAAAAGACGUUGACGAAUUGAUGGCAAAGAUAUGGAGUAAUACUGCAACAAGCGAAGACUACAAAAGGUUUCAUGAUAUGAAGAAAAAAAGGGUAGCAUAG
Aaosphaeria arxii CBS 175.79 is the source of this 849-nucleotide messenger RNA. RefSeq lists its product as uncharacterized. The record is from RefSeq and is a predicted model, not a curated record. The transcript is spliced from 2 exons. Lineage: Eukaryota; Fungi; Ascomycota; Dothideomycetes; Pleosporales. The coding region runs from base 1 to 849 and encodes 282 amino acids.